AUUGACGCCGUUUUUGUACUCAUAACACUCGAGAGUUGAGAUCUAGAGAGCGGGUUAGUUCCAACCACCAACAGCCAUGGCACCUUCUCUCGUGAAUAACGGCGACAUAAAGUCUUCUCCGGCGACGGGACGUGUGGCCUCAGUUUACAGUGAAGUGCAGACAAGCCGUAUAGAUCACUCACUCCCUCUCCCCUCUGUACUCAGGAAUCCCUUCAAAAUCGUCGAUGGACCAGUAAGUUCCUCCGCUGGAAAUUCAGGUGAAAUUGCGAAGCUGUUCCCAAAUCUGUUUGGGCAGCCUUCAGCAAUGUUGGUGCCUAACGAGGUUGAUACACUGUCUUCGGAUCUGAAGCUGAAGAUCGGCGUCGUCUUGUCUGGUGGUCAAGCUCCGGGAGGUCAUAAUGUGAUCUCUGGCAUCUUUGAUUACUUGCAGGAUCGUGUGAAAGGAAGCACCCUGUUCGGGUUCAAGGGUGGUCCUGCUGGGAUCAUGAAGUGCAAAUAUGUAGAAUUAACAACGGAUUAUAUUUAUCCAUAUAGAAAUCAGGGUGGCUUUGAUAUGAUUUGCAGUGGGAGAGACAAGAUUGAAACUCCUGAGCAGUUCAAACAAGCUCAAGAAACAGCUUUGAAACUCGAUUUGGAUGGGCUUGUUGUUAUUGGUGGAGAUGACUCCAACACAAAUGCUUGCCUCCUCGCUGAAAACUUCAGGAGCAACAAUAUUAGAACUCGGGUGAUUGGGUGCCCAAAGACCAUUGAUGGGGAUUUGAAAUGUAAAGAGGUUCCUACCAGUUUUGGAUUUGAUACUGCAUGCAAGAUUUAUGCAGAAAUGAUUGGGAAUGUCAUGAUAGAUGCUCGGUCUACUGGAAAAUACUAUCACUUUGUAAGACUUAUGGGGCGCUCAGCUUCACACAUUACGUUAGAGUGCGCUUUGCAAACUCAUCCAAACAUUACUAUCAUUGGAGAAGAGGUUGCUGCCAAGAAGCUGUCGUUGAAGAAUGUUACUGAUUACAUUGUAGAUGUGGUCUGUAAACGUGCCGAACUUGGUUAUAACUAUGGUGUGAUACUUAUUCCUGAAGGUCUAAUUGAUUUCAUUCCUGAGGUGCAGGCACUCAUUGCUGAACUGAAUGAGAUACUGGCCCAUGAAGUCGUAGAUGAAGAUGGCCUCUGGAAAAGGAAACUUACGGAUCAAUCACUUAAGCUCUUUGAAUUUUUACCCCAAGCAAUUCAGGAACAAUUGAUGCUUGAAAGAGAUCCUCAUGGGAAUGUCCAGGUUGCCAAGAUUGAAACAGAGAAGAUGCUUAUUCAAAUGGUUGAGACUGAAUUGGAGAAAAAGAAGCAGGAAGGUGUCUAUAAACGCCAAUUUAAGGGACAGUCGCACUUCUUUGGGUAUGAAGGAAGAUGUGGUUUGCCUACAAACUUUGAUGCUUCGUACUGCUAUGCUUUGGGUUAUACUGCUGGAGCUCUUCUUCAUAGUGGGAAAACUGGGUUGAUAUCAUCAGUAGGGAAUUUGAGCACUCCUGUAGAAGAAUGGACAGCUAGUGGGACUGCUUUGACUUCUCUUAUGGACGUAGAAAGGAGACAUGGUAAAUUCAAGCCUGUGAUUAAAAAGGCAAUGGUGGAGCUUGAAGGAGCACCAUUCAAAAAGUUUGCCUCCAUGCGCGAUGAGUGGGCCCUUAAGAAUUGCUACAUCUCUCCCGGUCCCAUUCAAUUCAAUGGCCCAACAUCUACUGCUGUUAACCACACCCUGCUACUGGAGUUGGGAGCCCAAGCCUAGGCAUAUUUAUAGGCUCCUGUUUUGUUGCAAUGUCAUGGUUAUGGAGAGGACCACCUUAAAUAGUCCUUUUACUCAGACCCUCUUUUCUGCCCUUUUUUGGGUCCAAUUGUGGCUAUUGGAGUGAAAUGUUGUCGACUCUUACAUUGAAUUGAAGUUAUCUUUUCAUGGCAGUCAAAUAAUAGUUGUGGCGAAAUGCGAAUGAGCGUUGGUUUCCACCCAACUGUUCA
Messenger RNA from Tripterygium wilfordii, 1995 nucleotides. RefSeq names its product pyrophosphate--fructose 6-phosphate 1-phosphotransferase subunit beta. The transcript is spliced from 16 exons. Gene Ontology annotation, molecular function: ATP binding; 6-phosphofructokinase activity; diphosphate-fructose-6-phosphate 1-phosphotransferase activity. Gene Ontology annotation, biological process: glycolytic process; photosynthesis; fructose 6-phosphate metabolic process. The record is from RefSeq and is a predicted model, not a curated record. NCBI's taxonomy places the organism in Eukaryota, Viridiplantae, Streptophyta, Magnoliopsida, Celastrales, Celastraceae. The coding region runs from base 77 to 1768 and encodes 563 amino acids. Gene Ontology annotation, cellular component: cytosol.